AUGCUCGAGUUCCUGUCCAACGUCGACAACAACCUGUUCGUCGGAGCGGGCGUAGCCGUGGCCGCCGUGAUGGUCGUCAAGUACAUGAACGCACGCGCAGACGCAGCGCAGCAGCGCGCGUACGAAGCGGCCAAGGCGCGACAGGAGGCUCUCAAGGCGGAGCGCGAGAAGCCUAUCAAACGACGUUUCUUCACGCCUGAAGAGCUGCUGCCCUUCAACGGUGAGGACGGCCAGCCCAUCUACAUCGCCGUACUGGACGAAGUGUACGACGUGAGUCGCAAGCGCGACUUCUACGGCCCGGGCGAGGGCUAUCACCUGUUCGCCGGUCGUGACGCGUCCCGAGGAUCUGGACAGCGAUGA
This is a messenger RNA of Phytophthora nicotianae INRA-310, 360 nucleotides long. RefSeq lists its product as hypothetical. Gene Ontology annotation, cellular component: endomembrane system; membrane. Lineage: Eukaryota; Oomycota; Peronosporomycetes; Peronosporales; Peronosporaceae. The transcript is spliced from 2 exons. The record is from RefSeq and is a predicted model, not a curated record. Bases 1 to 360 code for a protein of 119 amino acids.